Molecule: messenger RNA, 681 nt
Organism: Necator americanus (New World hookworm)
Lineage: Eukaryota; Metazoa; Nematoda; Chromadorea; Rhabditida; Ancylostomatidae
Exons: 5
Coding region: 1-681 (226 amino acids)
Biological process (GO): mRNA cis splicing, via spliceosome
Cellular component (GO): catalytic step 2 spliceosome
Molecular function (GO): RNA binding
Source: RefSeq, a predicted model, not a curated record
AUGACGACUGCUCAUCGACCAACAUUCCACCCUGCCCGUGGAGGCACCGGUAGGACUGAAGGAGAUCUUUCUAAGUUGUCCCAACAGUACUCCUCCAAAGACAUGCCAUCGCAUACAAAGUUAAAAUAUCGACAGACAGGUCAGGGGACAGAAGAGGAGCUCAGGAGAAGGGAUUUGCGACGUGAACUUGAAGACAAGGAAAAGCUUGCAUCUCGUGAAAGGCGUAACCGUGAUUCCACUGCAUCAGGUUCAGGUAACAAGAGAGCGAGGCUUGAGGAGAUAUCACAUGGAGGGGUUGAUGCUGACGAACCACUUGAUGAGCCUGAUUCCUCCGAUGACGAUUCUGAUGAGGAUGACACAGCAGCAUUGAUGGCUGAACUUGAGCGAAUUAAGAAAGAACGGGCUAUGGAGAAGGCUGCGAAGGAGGAAGAGGAGAGAAAGCGGGAGGAAAAAAUUCGUAUGGAUAAUAUAUUGGCCGGAAAUCCUCUGUUAAACUUAUCGGAACCUGGAUCUUCAUCAUCAAAUGGGGGCGAAUUUAAAGUAAAGCGACGAUGGGACGAUGACGUAGUUUUUAAGAAUUGUGCCAAAGGUAUCGACGAAAGAAAGAAAGAGGCUUCGUUUAUUAAUGACGCAAUCCGUUCCGAAUUUCAUAGGAAGUUUAUGGAUAAAUAUAUCAAGUAG